AUGGCGACAGCGACUUUAGAUCCUUUUAAACUUCUUAACCUCGAAAAUGUCACUCAAGAACAGGCGUCAGCCUUAGAAGUUAUAACUCAGCAAUUCACAAUAUCCACUCAAAAAAUUACUGAGAUUAUACAGCAUUAUGUUAGUGAAAUGCAUAAAGGCUUGGAAAAAUCUGGUCAGACUCUGGCAAUGAUUCCUAGCUUUGUGAUUGGUAGACCAACCGGUAAAGAAGUUGGAACUGUUCUCGCAUUGGAUUUGGGUGGCACAAAUUUUCGUGUUUGCCUAAUAGAAUUCAAAGAAGGCAACGAGAGAAUUGUGGGACAACAAAAAUAUCGCGUAGCGGAAGAACUCAAAACCGGAAAAGCGACCGAAUUGUUUGAUUUUAUCGCUGACUGCGUCGGCAAAUUCCUUCAAGAAAUUGGGUAUGCAAAGAAAAACGAAAUAUUAGAUCUUGGCUUCACUUUUUCUUUUCCUGUGGAGCUAACGGCUAUCAAUAAGGGUACUUUGAAACAAUGGACCAAAGGAUUUGAAGCGGAAGGUGCCGUCGGAAAAGAUGUCGUUGAGAUGAUGCAAGAUUCAUUCAAUAGGAAACAAAUCCCAGCUCGUGUCGUUGCAUUAAUAAAUGAUACUGUUGGCACAUUAUUGGCACAUGCUUACAAAUAUCCAAAUGCUUUAGUUGGUGUGAUUCUUGGUACUGGUACUAACGGCGCGUAUUUCGAAAAAAUAUCAAAUAUUAAAAAGUUGGGCACUUUUAAAUCCAAAUCCGAAGAGAUGAUUGUUAAUAUGGAGUGGGGAGGUUAUGAUAACGAGCGUAAAGUACUUCCAAUCACCAUGUUUGAUAAUAAGUUGGACCGUGAAUCGAUAAAUCCUCGUGCUUACUUAUUCGAGAAACUCAUCUCGGGAAUGUAUCUUGGAGAGAUCGUGCGCAACAUUAUUAUUUACCUUAUUGAUCGUGAUCUUUUAUUUAAAGAUGUGCCAAUUAGCCACUCAACUUUCAAAAAAAUUAACGAGCAAUGGGGUUUCGAUACAGCUUGGAUCUCAAAAAUUGAGUCAGAUCAAAGUACAAAUCUUGAUGAAACCAAAGAGAUCUUUGAGAAACAUUUGAACAUAGGUUCAACCUCUCUAACCGAUCGACAAAUCACAAAGAGGAUUUGUCAGCUUGUUGGAAUUCGUGCUGCACGAUUAAGUGCUGCUGGGUUAGCAAGCGUGAUUACACAUCGAGACGCGAUCAAGACUGAAUGCAGCAUUGGAAUUGAUGGGUCGUUAUUCGAAUUCUAUCCAAAAUUUGACCAACGACUCAAAUCUACACUUUACGAAAUACUUGGACCUGAUGCUGAUAAUAUUCAUCUGGGACUCGCGAAAGAUGGAUCAGGUGUGGGUGCUGCGUUAGCUGCUAUGCUGGCAGUAAAAAACGCAUAG
Ambispora leptoticha is the source of this 1416-nucleotide messenger RNA. The record is from the annotation of a GenBank genome assembly. Lineage: Eukaryota; Fungi; Glomeromycota; Glomeromycetes; Archaeosporales; Ambisporaceae.